AUGGACCACUCUUCUUUGUCUCGCCUUCCCCAAGAUAUAAUUGCCACCGCUAAAACCACCAUCACUGACCACGACUCCAAAAGCUCCGAAUAUAGAGGUGUGAGGCAAAGGGGUUGGGGUAAAUGGGUGGUUGAGAUCCGUGAGCCUUGGAAACAUUCUAGGAAAUGGCUCGGCACUUUCGCUUCGGCGGAGGAAGCAGCUAGAGCCUAUGAUCGUGCAGCUAUCAUACUCUACGGUUCCAAGGCUCAGCUCAAUCUUCAACCCUUGGUCUCUUCAUCGUCAUCGUCGACUCAAACUUUAAGGCCUUUGCUUCCUUUUCCUUCCGGGUUUUCGUUUAGUUAUUCGAACCCUAGUACUACUCACCAAGCUUCUUUAAGUGUUCCAUCUAGGGUUUUGCCGUAUGGGGUUUAUCCAUCCAUGGUGCAAAAUCCACAGCAAGGGUUUCACACCGUGCAAGAAACCGAACCAAGUGUCGUUGUCAACACUGGUGACCCGACACUGAAAACCUCGUACACAUAUCAACAACUACAACACCAUGAUCAUCACCAACAAGGUUCCUUGUACGAAUAUUUCAACUCCCUGGUGGGUUCUGUUGGUUCGAGCUUGUCAUUGUCAUCGGUUGCAUCAGCGGGUCCGGAUACGGGUUUGACAGUUGGACCCGGAUCUCCAUCAAUAGGGCCCUUAACAGAUGAUAUCGAUGAAUAUCCGCCACCUUUCAUUUGGGAUUACAUGGAUCCUAGUUUCAUUCUUGAUUUUUGA
Molecule: messenger RNA, 759 nt
Organism: Hibiscus syriacus
Lineage: Eukaryota; Viridiplantae; Streptophyta; Magnoliopsida; Malvales; Malvaceae
Product: ethylene-responsive transcription factor ABI4-like
Exons: 2
Coding region: 1-759 (252 amino acids)
Biological process (GO): positive regulation of DNA-templated transcription; response to stress
Cellular component (GO): nucleus
Molecular function (GO): DNA-binding transcription factor activity; transcription cis-regulatory region binding
Source: RefSeq, a predicted model, not a curated record